CUUUAAUUCCCGGUACAAUAUUUUACUGAUCUUAUUUUACUGAUGUAUUUUAGGUCAAGUGAGUUUUUAGUAAUGAUUCAAGGGUUGGUUGUCAUUACUGAGCUGAUAAGCUGCACAUGACAGCCAGUCUAUCGCUAUGCCACAAUAAGGUCAUGUCUCUGGAACUCAAAAAACGUCAAGGGUUCGCGUUUUUAACGUCUUUGUAAAAUAAAUAAAUACAGUUGAUUCAGUAAAAAGCAAUGCUUAGCUAGUAAGGUUACGUAUAAGGUGAGUGACGGUUUUAUAUCAGCAAACUAUAGCAAAACAUUAGCUUAAAAAAGCUAAAAUUGCUCGAAAUACAACAAAAUACAACCUAGCUGAUUGACCACGAUAGCUAUAUAGCACUUAACGAACUAAAAUGUUACAUUACACAAACCUCAAACAAGCUACAAGUUAAACAAAAAUAACUUGUUUGGCUUAAUAACUGAUUAAAAUAUGUAAAUAAAUUAGCCUAAGUAAUGUUUUUAUCCCUGAAAAUACAAAUGUAUCAUAUAAUAAUCAACUAAACAUAAAUGUAUAAUCUCUUUGACCAGCUACAAACCUGUACAAUUAAUGCGACCCACUCAGUCAUUUAAAGCCAGAAGUUAUAUACAUCGCCAUCUAGUGGCACUUAUCAAAACGGCUGCAUAUCAAGGUCCUGCAGUUGCUUAGAAACUGCACAACAAAAUCGCAGGGUCGUGUGUUUUUAUGUGUUGUUGUUUCUAGGAUUAAGCAAAAGUUUUUUAAUUAAAAAAACCCCCCGAUAACUCAAUAAAUCGAAAUGACAAUGUUGAUCCACCAUGGACGGAGGAGCGGGUCAAGUAAAAGUGCAGAAGAAACCAGCAAGUUAUUCCAGGCUCCUGACCUCCUACAGGUCAAGGUGUUACCAAGAGCUGAGUGGCUGAGGAUUCAGGAUGAACUGAACAAGGUUAAUAAAGACAAGGAGAGCAUCAGAGAGGCAGCCAAGCAGAGGGAGGCGCUGCACCGGCAGUCAAAAGAAGUGGUGAAGAAGUGGUCCAACACCAUCGCUGGUCAAAGGCAGAAGAAGCUGGAGGCCAAGAAUAUACGAGAACAGGUCGAGGAGGAGAGAAGAAAACAGACUGACAUAGAAGAGGCCAAAUAUCAAGAGGAAAAACGCAAGGAAGUCAUUGAAAAAGCCAAGAGUCAGCUGUAUUACCAAACGGACCGAGUCAGAGGGUUACAUAGUGCACUGCUGCUGACAGAGGUUCUAAAGGAGCGGGAGGCUCAGAUUGAACUGAAGGAAAGAAUAAAGAGCUCCUCCAAGAAUGUGGACAAAGAAUACAUCACUGUAGCAAAGGCCAGAGACGAUGAAGCUCUGAGGAAAGAUGAGGAGAAGAAACUGGAGAAAAAAAGUGAGAGGAAGGCUGUUGCUGAGGCCCAGAAAAAACAAAUCACACAAAUUGACUUGACCAGAGAGCAACAAAAGAUGGAGACCAGAAAUGAUGCUGAGAAAAUCCAACAUCUCCAAGCUCUGUAUCAGUGGGAGCAAAAGCUGGAGGAGGAAAAACUCACAGAACAGAAGAGGAACCUGAUGCAGGCUCACCUGGAACACAUCAGCAACAGAAACCUGAUCAAAUCAGAAAAGGCCAAAAAGCAGGAGGAGGAAGACGAAAAGAGGAAACUUUUUCUCUCCACGAAACAAAAAAUGAUGAAAAUGAGGAAAGACAAAGAGGCCGAGAUAAUUAGAGAGCUGCAGAGACACAGAGAGAGGAUCAUGGACAGACUAACAGCCUCACAGCAGGAGCAGACUGUCAGCGAGGAGCAGAGAAUCGCUAAAGCUGUCGCCGAACAGGAGGCGAAACGACAACGACAGUGGAGGGAGGAGGAGGAGCGGAGGGCGGGCAUGCUGAAGUCUAUCACUGCUCACAGGGAGAUGAUGAGACAAGAAAAAGAGCAAAGAGAUAAAGAAAUGCAACAAAACGCCAGAGAGAUGCUCCACGCCAUACAGGAGGCUGACAGAAUAUUUUCUGACAAACAAAAACUGAAAUCUCAGAAGAUCAGAGAGGAACACAGAAAACUACAAGAUUUCAAUGCUACACAAAUGGCUGCAAGGAUUGCCAGGCAACAGCAGCUGAAGAAGGAGGACCUUGGCUUCGAGGUGAAGAACCGAGACCUCGUGGCUGAAGAGGAAAAGCAUUUUCAACAAUAUUCGCGACAUGUUAUCAGUGCUGCGGCAGAGGUUCAGAGGAACAUCAUCCCUCUGUGUAAGGCCGCCAGGGAGGGGAUCGGAGGAGGACACGGUCCUGUCUUUGGUGGACUCAGACCCAGCUACCUCGUUCAAGACUGCAGUGGUGCUCAGAUGCCCACAUAUGUGUCCACUCACACCCAAAACAUCAAGACCCUCCAUGAUGUCAGCGAUAUCCAGGGCGCAAAGAAAAGACUAGGGUUUAUAUGGGCAUUAUGAUCCUAAAACCCAAAUUAUUUUUCUUUAUACAUAUUUUUUCUUA
Molecule: messenger RNA, 2486 nt
Organism: Cynoglossus semilaevis (tongue sole)
Lineage: Eukaryota; Metazoa; Chordata; Actinopteri; Pleuronectiformes; Cynoglossidae
Gene: cfap210
Product: cilia and flagella associated protein 210
Exons: 9
Coding region: 800-2443 (547 amino acids)
Cellular component (GO): axonemal microtubule
Source: RefSeq, a predicted model, not a curated record